Lobosporangium transversale is the source of this 1014-nucleotide messenger RNA. RefSeq lists its product as hypothetical. The transcript has 5 exons. Gene Ontology annotation, cellular component: nucleus. Gene Ontology annotation, biological process: regulation of cell cycle. The record is from RefSeq and is a predicted model, not a curated record. Bases 1 to 1014 code for a protein of 337 amino acids. NCBI's taxonomy places the organism in Eukaryota, Fungi, Mortierellomycota, Mortierellomycetes, Mortierellales, Mortierellaceae.
AUGAACUUGGUGAACGGACGUGGGCGUAAUCACCAUAAAAACGAAAAGAUUGAAGAUCGAGUAUCACGUCAUGUCGAUGAUCAAGAUGUAGAUCAUGAUACCCAUCAACCUUCGGAUGAAAAGUACAAGCGACUCAAGCGGAAACUCAAACAAGUAUUAGAGGAGAAUGAGCGACUGAGCAUUGAAUUGGGCCAUUCCAAUAGGGGCGCGCCAGCUGCGUCAAGAAAAAAACUUGCUACUGGAUCUUGUGCUUAUGAACGGGAGUCUGACUCGAGCCCUGAUACUUUAUCAUCAUUGAGCAGCGAUAGUGAUGUAUCAGAUUCGUCUGUUAAUAGUUUCUAUCAAUCCAGAUCUAGAAGGGCAUCACCUUUACGAGCCACUUCUACAGCACCGUCAUCCUCUAAAAAACAAUCCAAAGUAACAGGAACCAAUAAAAGUUUAGAUGUGCCCUCUUCUGCACCUGCAACAACCCACCACCCUAAGAAGACAGUCAAUAAAGCAGUGGCGGGCACAGGCAUACGUAAACAAACUAGUGGAAUUGGAAAGAAAGAAGAUAGGCCUGUUUCGACACCAUCGACCAUCACCAAUGUUGGAUCAGCCACCCAGAAACCAAAGAGAAUUCAUAACACAACCAAAUUGAGGCCUUCCUGUCUAGCAAGUGACAGUAGGGAUUAUCACCAUCAUGGAUCUCGACACGUUGUCUAUGAUCGAGAAGCUUUUCACAAUGAACGAUAUAUCUGGCCUGUUGGGUACAAGAUGUCACGAUCUUACAAUAGCAUGAUUGAUCCAACUCAGCAGACGACAUACACUUGUAGCGUUAUCGAUGAUGGCGAGGCGCCGAAGUUUCAAAUUGAUGCAGAAGAUCAACCAGGGAAACCCAUCAUUGCAGGGACGGCCACAGGGGCAUGGACCCAUGUCGUCAAAGCUGCGAACUCGAUCCCAAGCGUGAUCACUCUAAUUCCGCCUCAGGCCCAGACUAUUUUGGAUUUUCAAACGCCACUAUUGCCAAAAUGA